Molecule: messenger RNA, 330 nt
Organism: Laetiporus sulphureus 93-53
Lineage: Eukaryota; Fungi; Basidiomycota; Agaricomycetes; Polyporales; Laetiporaceae
Product: DUF572-domain-containing protein
Exons: 2
Biological process (GO): mRNA splicing, via spliceosome
Cellular component (GO): U2-type spliceosomal complex; post-mRNA release spliceosomal complex
Source: RefSeq, a predicted model, not a curated record
AUUGACCAAGGCAUUUUCAUCGUGCGCUUUGAGCUCCCGUUCAAUAUCUGGUGUGGAACAUGCAACAACCACAUCGGAAUGGGCGUGCAUUACAACACGGAGAAACGCAAGAUCGGAAGUUACUACUCGAUGCCGAUCUACGCAUUCCAGUGCAAGUGUCACCUGUGCGAUGCGUGGUUUGAGAUCCAGACAGAUCUGAAGGUGUGAGGCUAAUCUCUUCUUUAUCAUCUUGAUGAUUGAUCAGAUGCUUUGGCAGAUUGAUGCUAGAAUACGAGGUAUGUCAUGACGGAGGGCGCGCGGCAGAAGGACGAAGAGUGGGACCUGGCAGAG